AUGCCCCAUGUGCGUGCAAUGGAAUGGAUAAUGGAAGCACGCGAUCGCGAUAUGAAGCCACCGAGCCACCGACCGACUAUCCUUCCGGCCACCGUCAUGUAUUUCCCUUUAAAGUCGCGCCCUCCCGCUUGUCUGAGCCCUCUCUAUCUUGGACUCGCACCAUCACCAGCACACUCAUAUCCAACAUACCACGUAUCAAACUCAUCGACAAAGCGCAUGUAUCUAUUAACCGCCUUAAGCCUCAUACUUGCAUACAUCACCACGAUGGUCUUUCGACAGUUGAUACGACUCUUGAGCUACAGCAACUUCACGUCCGCAUCGAAUGAGCCAGCGGAAUCUCCUGAAAGUCCAAGCGCCGUUGUCGCUGGCCCAAUCCACACCGAGCUAGGUCUCGAUUCGUCAAAGUCGGAACCGCAUAUCGUUCCUUCUGUGCCUUCACUCCCCGCUACUACGCCCAACACCGAGACGAGAACCGAUGCCUCAGAGUAUACAUCCUCUGUUCCGUCCAUUAUUAACCAUUCGACUCAAGUCUCGUCUCCGAAUGAGAAUCGGGGAAAGAUUAAAUCUCAUUCACCGUCAGAAGCACCUCAGACGCUUCCACCAGACAUGCUCAGGCUUGAGGCGCUGUACAACAUCGACUUCUCACAGAUCGAUCUUUCACAGAUUGGUCCUACACCGGAACAACGUGCGAGAGGCGCUAGACCUCUCCGGCGUGAACGCAUCAGGUACCUUGAUGACGUCUAUCCGCAGUACCACCUACCUUAUCCUGGGAAGAUGCUGGUUCGUCACGGCACGGUGAAUGUUGAUGACUGGACUCGUGCGUACUUGUCGAGAGUUCGCCAUUGA
This is a messenger RNA of Fomitiporia mediterranea MF3/22, 846 nucleotides long. RefSeq lists its product as uncharacterized. The coding region runs from base 1 to 846 and encodes 281 amino acids. The record is from RefSeq and is a predicted model, not a curated record. The transcript has 4 exons. NCBI's taxonomy places the organism in Eukaryota, Fungi, Basidiomycota, Agaricomycetes, Hymenochaetales, Hymenochaetaceae.